GUGACAUGCUGAGUCUUGAGACGUUUGUAAUUCACGGCAUCGCCUUUUGAUUCAGGAACUUUAUGAAUACCCAUUGUUAAUGCAUUCACCAUGAGUUUUUACUUUUAAUAAUAUUUAUAAUGUAUAAAAACACAAACGCUUCGUCAAUAAUGGAAAAUGAGGCACAGGAAACUGAAUCGGAUAUGUAUAUACAACAUUUAAAGAAGGUGGUUGAAAAACUAAAACAUUUCGAAAAAAAGCCAAAAGAUAUUAGAGGAAGACAAAUAACUGAGUGGUUUAGCCUAGGCGAAGAUAUUUUUUACGAAUUCAAUCAAUUGGGAAUUUCUGUCAAAUGGGAUUACUCUUUAAUAAAAAGAGGGAUUGAGGUUAAUGAAGUCGUCAUUAAUAUAACACAAAAUCAAGAGUGGCUUCAAACUUUUAUAAAUAUAUAUCCAAAUAUUAGAAUCGACUUAGAUCUGGUUGGUUCCGCAGGAGAUAUAUGCAAAGUUCGAUCAGGAAUAGAAGUUUUGUUGCGAGGAUUCGUAAAUGUGGAUACAAAUUUCAACAAAGUACUACAAGAUUUAGAAGAGUUAGGAGAAGUAGACGAAUUUGACAGAUGUUUAAGUGUGUGGAGAAAUACAGGUCAUCGCCCUGAUUUUGCUUCCAAUGAAAAGCAAUCUACUACUCCUAAACACCAUUGGUGGUGGUAUUGAGCUGAAUAUAUUUUUUAUAGUUGGCUAAGGAAGAAAUUGUGGUUUUUUUUAAAUACAUAUUUAAUAAUAAAAUAAUUUACAAUGGACGUUAAAUCUAGUGAGUGGCAGGGCAAGGCCGUGGACAAUAUUACCAAAUAUUUACACCGAGGUGGCGAAUGUCAAGGUGAUGUGCCUCAACUUAUUGGUGGUCCAGAUUUAUUGAAUACAAUAGGUAUAGCUAUGGGCUUACCAACAAGUGACCCAGAAACGUGGACAAAGAGUGAAUUAGAAAAAGCUUUAAGAGGUGAGUUGGUUUUUUACGAAGGCAAAGCUCGUGAAGCCAUUGAUGUAGUAGCUGACCAAAUUAGAUCUUGUUGUGGCGGAGACGAUAAAAAUUUUGUUACGGUACUACCUAUUGAAAUAUACCAUGAAAGUAAAUUAUAUGAAGUUCCUUUGUUUAGAGUAAAGAGAUAUAAAGAUUCAAAAAAUUACUAUAUUGACAAUAUCGGGAGAUGUUAUGGUUCAUUUUCCGAUUGGUUUGAAUUUAAUAAAUUACCCCCAGGCAAAAUGGCUUAUCCAUAUAAACUAAUAUUGGCACCCCUUUCGGGAAGUAAGAGAGCCAAUGUAUACGUUGCCAACACCCCUUGUUCAAGGAUAGAAGCAAAGACCGCUAGAGGUCUUGAUACAGUUGCUGCAGUUGCAGGACUGGGAUCCAGUGUAGCUUUAUUGUUUGUAACGGGUGGAUUGGCAGCUCCAUUAGUUGGGACCGCGUUGGUGACAGCGGGAUAUGGUACUACGAGAGCUGGGUAUCAAUUAGCGGAGAAAGCGGUACACGGAGAAAAUAUUAAUCCUUUUACAAAUUCAGAGUCGCGAAUGCUAUGGUUGGGCAUCGCAGCCAACUUAACAAGUUUUGGCGCUAUGGGAGCAUCAAUGCGAUUAACAUCCUUAGCAGCGCGUGGCCGAAAUAUAUCCGAUGCUUUCCGAAUGGUUGCUGAUAUUGCUAAUGGAACAAAUGUAGCUGUAAGUGGUAUUGCAAUUCUGAAUACAACUAUUUUUAUGAUUAAUAACCAUAAAGACUUAUCUGCAGUUGAUAUACUUAUGCACGGAGCUUCGAUUGCAUUCUGGACAAAGGGUGUUUUUUGUUAUAAAUCAGCUAACACAAUCAUAAAGGAAUCGGAAAAUUAUGCAUUUUCUCAUCUCAGUAAAGAUUUAAGUCCAGAGCAGGCAGCUGAAUUGGCUGCUAUAAGAAACCGUGUACAAAAUGAUGGUCAGCUUUUAAAAAAAUUUCAUGCAGCAAUGGCCUCUAACAUAUCAGCAAAAGAUUACUCUCAGAUAUUAAUUGAUGGCAUGAAAUAUUACGAUACUGUUGCCACGCUCAGUCCAGAUCAGAUAGAGGCUUUUAACAGUAUAAGAAAUUAUGUUAGGGACGACAUCCAUUUAAUAACCGGUCUAACACGAAUAUCAAAUCAUAACGGGUGGACCCCAAGUGAAACUAUUGAACUAGUAUUAAACAUGUGGCAAAAAUCAACUCAAACAAAUGCUCCUAGUGGCACUAAUGCUAUUCUUAGAGAAGGUAACAUCAUAUUGGGAAGAGCUCCGCCGAUUAAAAUUGAUCAAUUACCGAAACUGUCACCUCCCAUGAUGCGUUUUCUUGGUGAACAUUUGAGUCAGAUAGAUGUUGCAGCUAGUCGUCAAUGGUCAUCAUCCGUCCCUGUGCUGCUGAAUCUUCAGGCUCAAGGCAUGUUUACAAUUUGCCCGGUAACAAAAGUUUUUAAUAGUGGUCGUGCUGUAAUUUUCUUGAACAAUCAGCUUGAAGUUAGCAUUUAUAAACUUAAUACUAUACCUAAGGAAGAUAGACUUAAAGUCUUUGAAAUGAUCAGUCGCCUAUCUCCUUCUGUAUCCAGUUCCCAAUUACCUUCUGAAUUGAUGCGAAUAUGUGUACGCGAUCAUAGAUUACGUUUCUAUUGCCAAAGAAAUGAGAGCAUUAAGCUCACUGAAAAGUACGUUGAAAAGUAUCCUGCAUUACGAAGGAUAGUUCAAGCCGAUUUAUUAAGUCACGAAAAGGACAGGCUGUACACAUUUGUUAGUGAAGUAAGUCGGUAUAAGGUUGAUAUCUACAUGGAUGAUAUGAUGAAAUUUGUCUGUGAAAUGAAACCAAAAAAUAUCAGUGAGUUGGUAGCUUAUUGUGAAUUUGCUAUUACUUGUGUCGAAGAUGAGAUGCUUUUGAUAAACGACCAGAUAAAAAAGAAACAGAUAAUUCCACCUCGCAAUACAAAACUCUCGGUUUGGACGAGAAAAGAAGCCAGCGCUAAAGUAUUCAAAGACGGGCAGACAUUAAUAAAGAAGUUCAGGGACACCUUAAAAAUAGUAACGGAUAACGACAUGGCCGGAGUCGUCACGCUCGCCGAGGGCCUGUCGGACGACGCGCUCGUGGCGGCCAUCAGGAACACCACGGUGCGGUUCGGCAGCCCCGUGUCGGCCGCCUACCACAUCCUGAAGCACCCCACCGCGCCGCUGGAGGCGCACGUGGCGCGCGCCAACCAGACGCUGGCGCCGCCCAGUCGCGCCGCCGUGAGCGUCGGCCAGGACGGCGACGUGCGCUCCGUGCACUUCGAGGGCGACGGCGGGAAGUGCUUUCUGCUCGAGAGAGGCGGCCGCGUGUUCCUCUGUUCGUAUGUGCCGAAGAGUCGCGAGUAGAAUUUUAAACACAUGCGAGAUGAUGUUAUUCUCUGAUUCGAAAUUAAAAAACAUGUUAUAUGUCAAUGUAUUAUAUCGCAGUUGUGUGCACUUUGAGGGAUUGUAUAAAGGUUUUUUACUUACUGAUUUGUUUACAAAUAGAAAUACAAACAAAUAUUUUUGCUAUAACUACUGUAAAUGCUUUAUUGACCACCAUAAAGUUAAUGGGACAAAAGGCGGACCUAAUGCC
Messenger RNA from Vanessa atalanta (red admiral), 3597 nucleotides. RefSeq lists its product as uncharacterized. The transcript is spliced from 3 exons. Lineage: Eukaryota; Metazoa; Arthropoda; Insecta; Lepidoptera; Nymphalidae. The record is from RefSeq and is a predicted model, not a curated record. The coding region runs from base 774 to 3368 and encodes 864 amino acids.